Molecule: messenger RNA, 6751 nt
Organism: Drosophila yakuba
Lineage: Eukaryota; Metazoa; Arthropoda; Insecta; Diptera; Drosophilidae
Exons: 8
Coding region: 916-6264 (1782 amino acids)
Source: RefSeq, a predicted model, not a curated record
AGAGAAUUCAAGCAGUGCACUCUCCUGGCUCACGAAAAUCCGUUAGAAGCUCCAGUCGUCGCUCAAAUCUCGUUUCUCUCCCCAUCUCUGUCCAUCCCGCUCCCCUGAGCGCAUCUUUCGCGAGGAAAAAGCCGCAGCAGCGCGUCUUAACUUGUCCGCGAAGUGCACCUUCGUGAUCGCGGCCGCAAAUGCCGCGCAGCACGACGCGAUCGAUUCAGUCGCGAGCGAAUCGAGUUGGAGUGCAAACGUCUCAAGCGGAAUCUCAAGUUGUAGCGCCAAACGCAGCGGUCCGAUCGGAGUGUACAUGCCUGUAAAUCGCUAAGAUACAAAGUUGAACCAAGUUGGAAUUUGCCACCAGUCGAAACCAAUCUCGAAUCGAAUUAAUAUACGCGCCAUUUGCAUAAGGCGCAACUAAAGACGCGCUUCUUUCAGUAACGUUAACCCACUUUCUAAACGACCAAAUGAAACCAAACAAAAAAAAAGAAGAAUAAUACUGCGACCGAUAUUCAGCAACAACGAAACCAAUUAACAGGCAAAUAAUGCCGAGCAAAUAACACCGAAAAACGUGCAAGUGAUUCAUGGUUUUUUUUCUUCCAAGUGAAGUGCUUCGGUAAAAAUCGAAACACACAUACUGCAUAGCUUAAAAAGCGAAGCUGGCUGGAAAACGCACUGGAAGCGAUAACGAUACCUGGAACGCCCCCAUCCAACGACUGCCAGUCAGUUGAAACCGCAACUGCAGCAGCAUCAUCUACUCGGCCAGAAACAACAGCAAAAAGUACGGAUUGCAAACAGCCCGGAUUGUAAAGCCCAACAAGAUAAACUGCGGAUACCGUGCGACAGGUGGAACAGUUCAAGCAGAAUAUGGCAUAAGGUUGUUCGUCGGCGGGAGCAACAGCAAAAGGAAAAGUCUCAGCGAUGUCGUCCUCGAUCUGUUCGCACUUCACCCAGAAUGCCUGGAAGAAGGACUUGUGCUCGAACUGCUUCAAGUCCAAGGACGAGCACAAAGCAGCCGCUGCAGCAGCCGCCUCCAAACUGGGCAGCGGCCAUAAGCCAGACAAAGAGGUUAAAACGGAUUACCCCAACAAGCACAAGACACCGGCGAAAAGCAUCAUCAAGAAGGCUUUCGGUGUCAGGCUGACCGGGUCCAGCUCGAGUUCCAGCACUUUGGGAAGUGGCUCUGGAAAAUCCGGUAAUACAAAGGGCGGCAAGGUGUGCUUUCCCAAGCAACUGCACGAAAUCAUCGGCUAUGGGGGCGAGUGGUCGGAGGACGAUGACGACGAUGACGAUCACGAUUUUAUGAACCUUGGCAAUGAGCACGACGACAUGGCCAUUACCGAAACGGAUGACGAGGAGACCAAAGAGCUGAAGAGGAUUACCAGGGCCAACACCGACUUCAACAUGAACAAUGGCAAUUUGCUGGGCGACGCCGAGGAGAAUAUCAAGAAAUCCUUUGCGGCUCUAAAACUGGGAGCCCCCCAGGUGGACAAGGAGGGCAAAAAGCAGACUCUAACGAUCAAUGUGAUGCCCUUUGGCCAGCCCAUGGGCAAAUCCGCACCAGCUUCGGCAAAAACUGCGCCCGCGGAAAGCAAAAGCGCACCCGCAACAUCAGUUGCAUCAUCAUCGGCUGGAGCAACACCGGCAAAAACAAAACCAGCGACCAUAACCACAGCCACAGCAAUUAAGAGCAGUAUUACAACUACUGCAACUACCAGUGUUACCAAAAAGGUGACCACCACCCUAACGCCCACGCUAGCCGUGGCCAAAAGCACAACGCCAAGUGCAACAGGGGCAGCUGCCGCAUCGGCAACUCCAUCGCGAGAUGGCAAAGAUAGUCCGCCCAUAGAACGGGCGAUGGAGAAGUCACUGUUGGACGAGAUCUCAGAGACAUUGGAGCAGAAGCAGAAGCUAAGUGAGACAAGUGCAUCGGACGUAUCUUCAGGCGGAAGCAGCAGCAACAUCUCCACUUCCGCUAGCAGCAGCAAUUGCCACAACAGCAGCAAGAUCAAAUUCGAGCUGAGUGCGCUAAGCGACUCCCCGAAGCCAUUUCUCGACCUUAAGAAGCCCAUCGCACGGAAUGCGCCCAUCACCAGGGACCAGACCAAGCCCAAGGUGAAUGUGUGCCACAAAUACUCGGAUACAGACAGCAAUUGUUCGGAUACGGAAAAUGGCGUUUCCGCCUACUAUGAUGUCGUGGAGACCCAGUUGAGCUACGAGAAUCUUCCCGAUGGCAAGUACUCGGAACAGGUGGGCGUGGCCACCGCCGGCCAGACUGAGAGCUCCAGCAAUUCGCACUACUCCAGCUCGCAGUACAUCACCGAUAUGCUGCUCAGCUCAAAAACCCGAGCGGCUAGCUACAAUCUUCACGAGGGGAACUUUAUGACCAGCAAGAUUACGUCCGAUGGUCUGAUCGUCACCAAGUGCAGUUCGGAUGACGCCCUGGACUCCACGGGCAGCAGUUUCGAUGGCAGUUCGGAUGAGGAGAACGCCUACAACAUGAUCCGCAGUGAGUCGGAUUCGGGAAUCGGCAUCAGCUUGGGUAGCGAGUACAAGAAUCUGGGAUUGGCCAAGGGCACGGCGGUCAGUGGAGAGAAGCGGCAACUUCUGACGGAGAAGAAGCUGAGCGCCAGUACUAACAACUCAGAUUACGAGGAUAUUCAGAUUGGAGAUCAAGCAGUGCCCAAGCCAGCUGUUAAGAGCAGGGAGCUACAUGGCGAACCCGAUGGCAGUGCCGAUCCGGACAACAGUCUGGAGCAGAAACAAAAACAGGCGCCUGAAAAGGAGGCGGAGCAGCAGCUUCCCGCCCUGCCAAAGUCGCCGCCACCACCCAUGAAGAUUGAUGCCAGGCCGUCGUUCCUGCAUGGUCUCAAAAAACCAGAGCUCCCGGUGAAACCACUUGUCAAUAGCCAUCCCAGCAGCAAUGGUACCAGCAGUGGCAGCCAGCUGAAAAGCUUCCUGGGCAAACGACAACCCAGCUGCGCCGAGCAGCAGUUCAUCAGCCAGCUGCAGUCGGCCAUUUCCAAGUCCAGCGAAUGUCUCCAGUUGGCCAAAGAGAAUCUAGCCGCUGACGAAGCCAAGCUAAAAAAGGGCAAAGCCCCGAAUCCACCGCCAGAGCCAAAGCUUAGCGCUCCGCCCACGCCGGAGCGAGAUUACAGUUUGGUAGUUGAGUUCGAGAAGGCGACGAAGGCGGCAGCAAAGCCAGCGGAAAAGGCCACGUCAUCUGGGCAAAGUGAGACAUCAUCAUCAUCAUCUACCGAGAGCCAAACGGUAGCAACAAGUGCUACCAUAGAAACCGCAGGAGCAGCAACUGUUACUGGUGCGUCAGCUUCCAACAACAGCAGCCUUUAUACCAGGAAGCCAGCUCUUCCGGCGGCGGCAGCAGCUCCCGUCAUUCGGGAGAAGGACAAACGCGAGCGGGCCGUGAUCAAUCCCAAGUUCCGUAGUCUCAACACCUUCGUGAUGCAGCGGGCCAAUGCGGCAAAGCAGAUGCAGCUGCAAUCGGCCAGCUCGGUUUUGAGCCUGAAGCAACCCUUGACGCCAGAGCCAACGCCCCGGAAUCAACGUCAUCUCUCCAUGUCGGAGGAGUGUCUGGCCGCGGCUGGCUUGGACAAGAAGUCCCCUUCCGCUUCACCGCCACAGAAGCAAAAAUCCAAGUUCUCCAUAAAGAAGUUCCUGCGCAUGGGCAGCAAUGGAGGCAAGUCCGUUGAAUCUCUGGCCAAGAGGGAGACCAGCGUGUAUACGGAAAUAUGCACCGGAACAGAGGACGGCAAUGCCUCUGGAAAGCCCCGUCUCGUGAUUAUCCAUCCCAUUGACAUCAACCCCACGGCCGUGGAGGUAGUGAAGGAUAUCACGAAGACCAGUGAUUCCGUUUCGGCACAAACAGUGGCCGUGGUCACGGCAAAGCCACCUGCUCCGCCCCUUAGAUCGAGCGCCAGUGAGGGCCAACGCGCCCACGAGGCCAACAAACCGGCCCGCCCCCCGCCGCCCAAGAGCGCCGAGCUCCGGCGGAAGCAGAAAACCGAGCUGACCGCCACGCUGAGCGCCAGCAGCGUGGACUCCAGUGUCCUGACACUGGCAUCCGGCACCGGAUCCGUGAAGCUGAAGGCCGACAACGUCUACGCCAAUUUGGGUGAAAUCCGCUCAUCGAUUGCGCCCAGAAAGCCGGAGCGCACGGCCAGCAUGCGGGAAAGGGAGGCCCAGUUGGAACUGGUGCGCAAGCGCGCAGUCCUCACCGACACUAUCUCCAUUUGCUCGUCAAACGGUGAUAAUGUAGCCGCGGAUCAGGGCAAGACGAUGGGGAAGACCAAUGCCAACAGCAGCACUGGUCAGGAGGCAGGAAAGUCCGCAUCGGCUGCCAACAGUAGGACCAGCACAUUUGAGCGCGCGCCCCAAAAGAAUAGCGAAGCGAAGAUGUCCAUCUCCAGCAAACUGGAGAUCUUCGAGCAAAGAUCCAUGGAUGCAGCGGAUGCUGCCCAACGAAGUAGUCUCAAGGAUUCAGUCCGCAAGAUCAACAGCACCAUCGAUAGCUAUCUGAAGGACAAGCGCGACUACGAGAACAUGUACGAGUUCGUAAAGAUGGGCUCUCCGCCGCCGCCCACCACGAAUGGAAACAGCACACCCACGCCAUCCACUUCGACUCCUCCUGCGCCACCCACGCGCAGUAACAUCGAUCUUUCAGUGGCUGGUCAGAGAUUGACCCAGGCCACGAGACGUAAUAACAUCUACUCGGACACGGCCUCCAUUGCCAGUUAUUCGCGCAGCGAGUAUGGACCGGUGCGAAACUACGGAUUGAACAACAGCUUGGCCAACAUUCCACGCAUCAUCUCAGCCUCUUAUGCGGGCAGCGAGGUGGGCGAGUUCGAUAUCUAUGCUCCGUACAGCUAUUACGGAAGCGAGGCGGGCGGCGAUGUGGCCACGGACAUCAACGACAGCGUCUGGGGCAUGCCACAGGCUAACAAAAACCGCAGCAAGGCCACGAAUCGUUUGCGCAUGCGCAAGGGACGCAGUGUGGUGCACAAGACUAUUGAGGAUAACUACACCGCCGUGGUGGUGGCCAAUCAUGAGGCCCUCGCCCAGGUGCUAGAUCAGCUUCAGCAAACUCCGGUGGUGCCAGCAGCCUUGCGUCCUCUGGCCAAUGCCAUCAACUUGCGCUACGAGGACUUUACCAUUUUGGAGGGAACCCAAGCCUUUGUGGUGGGCAAGAAGGCCUUCCAUGCCGCUCUGUGGAGCUCUUCGCCGGUGACCUUGGCCCUGUCGGCCGACUGCAACCAACUGGGCGGCGUGGCUGGUGAGCUCAGCCAGCUGUCGGGUGGGGUGAGCGACGUGCUCAACCCGGUGACCGAAUUCUGUGACCUGGUGCCCAGCUAUCAACUGCCGCUGAUGCCCUCGACGGAGGUGACCCUGCUGCAGGCUACCAUCUCGGUGUUGCCCAGAUUACAGCUGGAGACCCUCCAAUCGAUCGGGUCAAUACUCAAGGGCAAGUCGCAGGUUCUGGACAGGAGCAACUUCAAUUUCCGCGGCUCCAUUCCGAAUCUCAGUGGCCUGAAGGAUGGAAAUGGCUCAAUUGCUGGGAACCUAAGGAACGUAGUCUCGGUGCAGAACCUAAGUACCCUGAACGAAGAAUCCUCGGCCACCUCAAUGAGCGCAGAAGAUGGGUCGGCCAAUGUAAAUGCCAUGCCUGCAUUCGAUGAUGUGAUGACGCGGGAGGUGGCCUUCAUCAUGCUGCAGCUGGUCAACGGAAUGAAGAACCUGCAGGCCAAGGCAAUCGAGGAGACGCCGCUCAGUCUGUCCAAUGUGGUGCUGUCAAAGGACAUGGACAACAAGGACGCCCAGGCACGACUCUGUGUGCUGCAGGGAAACAACAAUGACGACGACGAGCCCAUGGGUACGCUAUGCAAAUGCGCCCACUCGGCCUUGACCGACAUCCUGCCCGCCACAAAGAUCACGCCCAUCCUGGCGGACAUCCUGCAGCAGGAGCGAGCCGAGUCCCUGUCCAAGGCGAAGGCAGUGCUGGAGUUCGUAUUGUGGGGUCCUUCCGAUGUGGCGCUCACCGGCUCCGUUAAGGAACGGGAGCUAGCCCUCCAGCGCUGGUUGGAUUUGGAGAGGGCCACCGUUCUCCACGGACUGGUGCGAACCCGGGUCGAGCUGACCGUUUACGACGAGUGUCAUUUAAUGUUCCUCGUCCGCUCCACGGCCAAGAUGAUGAACGAUGCAGCAAAGAUCGUUUGCAACUACCAGCAGAUGAAUGGAUCUGCCAGCCAGGAUUAGUUCCACUCAGUCUGCUAGUUAAACCUGCUCAAUGCUAAAGGAAUUAUCUAUUAAAUACUAUACGAAAUUGUCAUAGACACUUAGUCCUUAGAGUCAACGAAUAAUAUCUUCUGUAUCGCUCCAUAACAUACUAUACGUAUGUACAUAUAUAAAUAUAUCUUUGCCCAGCGUGCCAAAUUGUUUCGCGCGGAAAUUGUCAUGUAAAAAUAUGCCUAUCGUAUGCAAACGCAAACUAUUUGUGCAACUAUAAUUUAUUAGUAAUCUAUUGUUAAGUCAUUAACCUAAACGAAUAUUUAUAUUCUAUUCAAUUCUAUAUACUAUUCGAGGACGAAAAUGUGUAUACUUCAUGAGAUGGCAACUGAGUACUAUCUAUAAGUAUGUCAACAAUUUGAUUAGCAAAACUAAACUUUUUGGUGUUUGAACAAAUACUUACAUAUAUGGUAAACAUAAAUGAAAUAAAGUCUAAAUAAAUAAAUAUAAAUCGAAA